Messenger RNA from Acanthamoeba castellanii str. Neff, 618 nucleotides. RefSeq lists its product as uncharacterized. The coding region runs from base 1 to 618 and encodes 205 amino acids. The record is from RefSeq and is a predicted model, not a curated record. Lineage: Eukaryota; Discosea; Longamoebia; Acanthamoebidae. Gene Ontology annotation, biological process: regulation of DNA-templated transcription. Gene Ontology annotation, molecular function: DNA binding. The transcript is spliced from 2 exons.
AUGGCCGACGUGCAGAAGUUCAAACGUCGCCUCCACUCCUGCCAGGUGCCAUAUAAAACCGCUAGGCUCAAGGAGCACUAUGAGCCUGUCGUAUGUCACCGCGACGAGGAGGUGGUGCUCAAGGAGAGCGUCUACGAUGAAUACACCAACCACUUCUGUGACCCACAACAAUCGCUCUUCAGCCGGGCCGUAGUGGGCAAGAUGGUCAAGCGCGCCUUCCCCCAGGUGCGAUCGCGUCGCCUCCGCAUCGCCGGGCGCGUCGCCCAACACUACACCGGCAUCCGACUAGCCACCUUGGCCCAGCCUACGGCCACCACCGCGGCCCACCAACCCCGCCUGAACUCAGCAAAAACCGAACCCCAAUCGAGUGAUACCCUCGGGCGCUCAUCAACUCCAUCGCCUUCUUCUUCGUCAUCAUCGUCGUCGUUCGAUUGCUCGGAGAGGCGGUGCGUGCUCGAGGAGCUGAGCGACUUGACCAGUUCGUGGGAUUCGGUGUGCGCUGACGUGGGGCCGAGCGGCCUGGAUCAGGGACGACGAAGCUCGCUGGUGGCCUGGGCAGAGUCCAUCAUCGAACCACCAUCACCGCCACCUUUAGCACCCAUCGCCAGCCAAACAUAG